This is a messenger RNA of Xiphophorus maculatus (southern platyfish), 4956 nucleotides long. It is a transcript of the gene ankle2, whose product is annotated as ankyrin repeat and LEM domain containing 2. The transcript is spliced from 13 exons. The coding region runs from base 394 to 3306 and encodes 970 amino acids. Gene Ontology annotation, molecular function: protein phosphatase 2A binding. NCBI's taxonomy places the organism in Eukaryota, Metazoa, Chordata, Actinopteri, Cyprinodontiformes, Poeciliidae. The record is from RefSeq and is a predicted model, not a curated record. Gene Ontology annotation, biological process: negative regulation of phosphorylation. Gene Ontology annotation, cellular component: endoplasmic reticulum.
UGGUGCGUGCAAAUAAUUUUUGGUAUUUGUUUACAAAAGGUUAGGAUGCUUAUAAAAAUAGCGCAAUGCUGUAGAAGUUAAUCAGCGAGACCCGUCUGAUGUUGAAAUCUGUCUCUGGUGUUUUGUAUUCAACACUGAAACAUUGUUGUUUUCUGUUUAAUUGUUUUGUGGCUCGGUGGUUAUCGCUUUCAAGCCGUGGGGUUAGGAUUUUCCUACGGACCGCGAAAGCGACGCGCGCCCUCCCUUUAAAGUGAGCAUGCGCAUGACAUGUUGUAAACAAUGAGGCUAUUCCAGACCGUCUUGAGCUUUGUGUCUAAGUUUAUCUGUGCAAAAACUAAGCGGUACUCCACACCUGCGAACCUCUGCAGCGAGAUGUUCCUCGGGAGCUGAAGAAUGGAGGCGGUUCUGACCAGGCUGAGGGGGCUGAGCGCCGCCGAGCUGUCCGAGGAGUUCGUCAGAGCAGACCUAAAGUGUGGCCCCAUCACAUCGACGACCCGAGCCACCUACGAGAGGAAGCUAGCCCGAGUUCUGGCCGGACAAGAGGGAGCUGCUGCCGCUGAAACAGACAGCAGCUGUUCAUCCCAGGUCACAGACGGCGCCGCCAGUUUCUCCAAACCUGCGGCAGGUGACACCUCAGCAGUUUCACUCGAGUCCGCUGCAGCCAACAGCAGCACCUCUCAGAGAAAUGGUGAAGAUUUAGACUUUGGAUAUGAUGUGGGUCUAAACCCUCCCGAUGAAGAGGAGAUCUCAGGAAAGUCAGAUUUUAACAGCUCGGCCGACUGCAGCAGCUCUCAGUUCAAAGCAGAAACCCCUUCAAAGCCAGCACAAGCGUCUCCGACGUUUUAUUAUGGAGUCUGUCCGCUGUGGGAGGACGUGAUGGCACGAACCGAGGGAGCACAUGUUUACACGGAUAAGAAAGACGCACUUCAGGCUGUAAAAACCAUGAAGGGUGCACGCUUCAAAGCCUUUACCAGCCAGGAAGAGGCGGAGAGGUUCUCUAAGGGACUCUGUGACUACUGCCCAUCUCCCAGCAAGUCCACACCCUGCAUCUCGCCCAUCAAACCUGGACUAUUCGUCGGGAAAGAACACGUGGAGGUGGACACCAUCAACAGGGAGAAGGCCAACAGUUUUAAAAGCCCGAGGAGUCAGGACCUGACAGCCAAACUCCGGAAAGCCGUGGAGAAGGGGGAUGAGCAAGCCUUCAGCGAGCUCGUCUGGAGCAACCCGCGCUACCUGAUCGGCUCGGGGGAUAAUCCCACUGUUGUCCAGGAGGGCUGCCGGUACAAUGUGAUGCAUGUGGCGGCCAAGGAGAACCAGGCGGGGAUCGCUCAGCUGCUACUGGACACCCUGGAAAACCCCGAGUUCAUGCGCCUCAUGUACCCAGACGACCAGGAGGUCAUGCUGCAGAAACGAAUCCGCUACAUUGUAGAUCUUUACCUCAACACUCCAGAUAAGGCUAGCUUUGAAACGCCGCUCCACUUUGCCUGUAAGUUUGGAUGCCCGGAUGUGGUCAACGUGCUCUGCUCGCACCCCGACAUCGAGAAGAACUGCAAGAACCGGGACGGCCAGAAGCCUUCUGACCUUAUUUGUAGCAGGAAAAAUAAAACUGCAGAAGUGAAACAGAGAAUAAGUGACUUCUUGGAGGACCGCUGCUAUAUUCCCUUACUGAGGGCGACCGACAACACCUCUCUGCCCAUCAUCGGUGCUUCCUGGUCGCCAGAGUCCUCGGAGAGCCUCUCUCUGAUCCAGCGACACACAAGGAGCCCCACAGAUCCUUGGAUGACGGUCACAGCCUUCGCCGGCCCACUUAGCCCGUCUAAAGCGGAUGAUUUUCGUCGGUCCUGGAAGACGCCACCAAGAGACCGGGCUGAGUUCUUCCACCACAUUCUUAAAUCCGACCCGGACAGAGGGGCUGAGAGGGUGGGCAGAGACCUGGCUCAUGAGAUGGGGCACCCCUGGGCUGAGUAUUGGGGCUUCCUGGACUGUUUGGUGGAUCUGUCCUCCUCCGAGGGGCUCCGUAAGCUGGAGGAGUAUCUGAGCAAGAAGGAUUUUAAUCACCGGGCUCAUGAAGGGGCGGGGCCAAACGAGACCAGCAACAGGUUCAAAACUCCCUCGCCAGGCAAGCCCAAAAAAUUCUGCAACUCCAUUUCAGUCGGUGCCUUCCUAGAUGAGGGUGACGACAUCAGCCUGGAGGAGAUAAAGAACCGUCAAAACGCGGCGCUCUCCAGCAUCACCUCGUCCGCCGCGUCCAAAGACACCUUGAAGGGCGCCGUGGGCGGCCGGGAGUUCCACAUCGCGCUGCGCCACCGCGGGGCCGACUUGAUCGAGAACGCCGCCGAGCGGGACCUGCUGUGCUGCUGCGACGACGGCCUCCUGUCGCCCGGCGUCGUCUGCAAAAGCGAAGCGUGCGCCUCCUCGUCCUCGUCCAGGGAUAGAACUCACAACGGAGAAAAGGCGUCCCCGCGCGGCUCUCCGUCCUCCUCCUGCAUGCUGUCGCCCAUCUCCAACCUGAUGGCGGAGUUCGAGCGCAUGUCGCUCCGCGAGCCCGCAGACAGCCCCGCCGGCUACCUCGAGCGGCGGAGCGGCAGCAGGAACCGGCACAAGGACGGCCGCAACUCGUGCAGCUCCUUCUCGGCCACAGACCUCAGCUCCGGCCUGAACCGCCUGUCGCUCCGGCAGGACGGCAGGGACCGGGCGGAGAGCAGCGGGAGCGGUAGCAGCAGCGGUAGCUCAGAUGAAUACUUAACCGCCGAGGAGAGUCUGGAGUUGCUGGGGAGGACUAGAGGGUCAGCAUCUGGGGUGCGCAACUUCUGCGCGAGAUCCAAGUCGUGGGACCAUGGAGGCCGGGACCUGAGCAGCUCCGGCUCCUCAGGAUCUUCGUAUAAGUCUCUAGAUAACUCCCACGAGUUCCUACCCAGGACCCCGCCGCACUUUAGGAGAGGACUUUUUAUCGAGGGUGACUCGCCCACUAAGCUGGACAGCGAGGUCAUGUCAGCGUUGCGGGACGCUGAUAUCGAUCCACAGAAGUAUCCCAGUGUGCAUAAGUGGAAGAGCACAAUGAAGUCGUACUCUCCAUCGGACAUGCAGAGCUGGCCAAGCCCUGCCGUGAAACCCCGACUCAGGAUGCAGCAGCAGCAGCAGCAGACCCCCGGCUCCCCCGGCAGCGGCCUGAUGUCUCCCACCGAUCGCUUUAGUCCGGUCCGCCACGCUGCCUCGCCAGACUUUAGUCCCAGCCGGUACAGCCCUGCCAACGUCAGCUACAUCCAACGCCUCCGCUGCAAGCACCUGAGUGAGCCACUAUUCUAAACUGCCCCACCCGCCUCUCUCUUCCUCACUUCUACCAACACACACACACACACACCCUCCACCCCAGCUACACCCAGGUCACAACACCCAGAGCUCAGAAACCACCAAACUUGACAGAAAUAUGCACAAGUGUCUGGAAGAUUUGUAUCAAUGAUGUAUGGUACUACUAAUGUAAAGCAGGAAUUCUCAUCAACAUUAGACUGUAAAAAAAAAAAAAAAAAUGGAGCAUCUGAAAUGUUUGUUGACGUACUGUAAGGAUGUGGAACUAUGUGGAAAUUCAUGAAAACGUGUUCGUGGCAACUGUGAAAACACCUCUGAUCAUAGCCGGAGUCCACUUUUUUCUUUCUUUCUUUUUUUUUUUUAUAAUAUUGUGAACACAUGCCACACUUCUCCCCCCUUCCAAAAAAAAAAAAAAAAGUUCAGCCGGUCACUUAAAAAAACAACAGCCCACAGCCGUCAGGAUUCUGUCACCGAACAAUGUCGUGGAAAACACUAAAACGAGUAAAAAAAUUGUCAAUAUUUUAAAUAUUUUUUUGUAUGUUGGUCAGUAGCACAAAAAAUAAGAAAUGUUUUUAUUAAUGGUGUUUAAAACUGCCAUUUCCUGUGUUGUUCCUCAGUUCAGGAAUCGCCUUAAUUUUCUGAAGUGAUUGAUCCGUUGUGUCGGUUUAGACUCACUUUAGCUCGUACAUGAAACGUAUGAGGAGACAAAAGGAGAGAAAAAAGCGGAGAUCUUCCAUAUUUUUGUUUUGAUCUGUAGUAAAAAUUAGCAUUUUUUUCAUGUCUACCAGAUGGCUCCAAUAUGUUUUGACAUUCUGCAUCCCAUUAAGGGCAGCCUUAAACAGUGCCAUUUCCUGUUUGGUUUUUUCCAUGUCAUAAGCAUGACCUUCAGUGCAUAGUUGGCACUAACCAACCAUAAGUCAGGUUUCAUUUGUUUUUUUCCUAGCUGAAGAUCAGAUUUAAAGCUGAUUUAAAAGGGUGGGGGAUUUUUUGUUGGUUUUUGUUUUGAGCACUAGAGGGCAGUGUGACCCAACACCACCAUCCACACUUGUUUAAUAUCUUGAGGAUCCAUUUGAGAUAACAUGUCAACUAAGCAGAAGCUGCCUUAUGUGACUAGAUGAGUUGCAUCCAGUAUUUAUAUCCGUUCUAACGAUGCAAAAAAAAUAAAUAAUAAUUUGACUCCUUGGGGGUGGGGGAAGCAACUUUAAUCAACCAAGCUGUGUGCCAGGAGUCUUGUUCUGACUCAAAGUGGCUUACCGUGUAUUCAUGUUACAUGUUAAGGUUUUUCAGAACUAGCUGAGUCAGUUAUGUUUAGAUGAAGGUUGGGAAAAAAAAAUAUUUCCAAAUUGACACCAUCCUCACUCAAGUUGAGAGCAACAAACGUUCUGAAUGUAUUUUUCUAACCUUUUGUCUAAGAGCACAAUCCACUUCACCAAGAAGAUUGUAUCGUCAUUCUCGUGCUCUUAGGUGAUGAGAUCGAGUUCUGGUCUCUGAAUGUUAAUGAAUGUGGAACUUUGCAAAAGUGCACCUAAAAAAAAAAAAAAAAAGCUGAUUUGAACAUGCUUCUUGUGCUUUUAGCAUUCUGUAUUUUUAUUAAAAUAAACUUUCAUGUUUUUGUUUUCAUCUAAUCAAUAAACCUUCACUCCCACCUUC